ACAAGAUGGUCGACGUUGUGUUUAUGUUGCCGACAUGGCAAGCCUUUUUACUUUGCUUUUUCUUUGCAGUGCUUUACGUCGGUAGCUUAUAUAUCUGGGGUGGAUCAACGAAAGACAAAAACAGAGAUCAUCCUGAUGUUAUCAAAAGGAGGUUUAUAAGUGUCACUGGAGUGUGUCUAACUGUGCCCAUACUUCUUUGGACUGUGUCUAAAAAUAGUGAGAAAGCUGAGGCAAGCUGUUUAUUUACAUGGCUUGGUAUUCGCUUUUGGGGUGCUAUCCCUGCUUUAAUUAUUCCUCUGUUUUUAACAAUGGUUUUAUUUUUGGGACCAUUAUCACUUCAUUACCUUGAUGGUGUAUUUAGAUUAUACUUAGAGGCCAAGUACUGGACUAAUUCAGUGAAAAAUUAUGUGUGGAUUCGUAAUCACAUAGUGGCUCCCAUCUCUGAGGAAUUUAUUUUUAGAGCUUGUAUGUUACCAGUGCUAGUGCCUUGCCUUGGAACUGGAUGGGCAAUUUUCCUGUGUCCUUUGUUUUUUGGUGUAGCCCAUUUUCAUCACAUGAUUGAGAAAGUUGCUCAUGGCCAACAAGAAGUAGGUGAUGCAUUUAAAGAAUCAUUGUUCCAGUUGUCCUACACAACAGUCUUUGGUGCCUAUUCUGCUUUCCUGUUUUUAAGAACAGGUCAUCUUGCAGCCCCAGUGAUUGCCCAUGCUUUCUGUAACCACAUGGGGUUCCCCUCCUUUGGUGAGGUCAUGGGUUACCCCCAGUCCACAAGGUACAAGCUGAUGGCCCUGUUUGUUUUAGGCCUGAUCUCCUGGCUGGGCCUGCUCUACCCCCUCACAACACCUGCCCUGUAUUCCAAUGAUUUGUAUGUGGUAUGACCUGCCUAUCUUGUUGCUCGGUGCUGAAUUGAAAGUUGACAUUCAUCCAGUUGGUUUAGGUCACAGUCUGCUAUUUAUAACCCAAUGUUGACCAUGCUUUAGGUGCUGCAAAAGGUUGUAGCAUCCCACUCUGUUUUUAAGAUGACGAUUCCCAACAAAUUGCAAGGGUCCAAACAGUCCUGCCAAAUAGUUUUGUUAUUCUAUUAGCAUUUCUUUAUUGUAGAACUGAAUGGUUAACUACUUGAAAAAUUCACUUCUUAUUUGCAUUUUUUUCCCAUAUGCUGUUACUAGGUAUUUUCCUGAAUUAUGUUAAUUAGUUAUUGCUCCUUUUUUUUUAUUUGCAACAUACUGGUGAUCAAUUUAAUUGCUUAUUGUAACACAUUUUAAAACUUAUGAAAACCGAUCUAUAAUACGGGUAUCUAGUCUAAAACAAGUUACCGUCUAGUGGUUAUAAUAUCAUCAUAGGUAAAACAUUUUGGUUAAAAUAAAAUGUGUCCAAUCCUUAAGACUUUUAUUUAGGUAGUUAGGUUGGGUUUGUAUUAAAGUUAUUAAUUUAGAUUUAGUAGUUCUACAAGUCCCCUAAUUUUAGUCCAUGCCAGUUCCUAAAAAGGUGACAGCACAGCAGUGCAUUUAAUUUAGAUUUUAGAAGUUAAUUUUACUAGCAGUUUGGUUGUUGUGCAUUUAAUUGGAUAUUUCUGCUUGAUUUAUCAUGUUUUAGUGACACAUGUUAUUUGUUGUAUGCAGAGUUGUUCCAACAGCAUUUAUGUUAAGUCACCGCCAGCACAGGCCAGUUAGUGGCUGUAACCUGGGGUUCACUGACCUAUGCCUCAUCACUACUGGUCAUGGCUGUAGCCAUACCUUUUGUUAUGAAGCUAUUAAUAGACUAGGGCCAAGCUGUGUUGAGUGAUUACAUCCAUUGUGAUGAUUGUAGCUAUGUUAGGGGUAGGGCGCAGGUGCAGGGUUUUGAUUGCCCAGAUACCAUCUAUGCAGUUGUCUUAUACUUUAUAGCAUUAUAUCCAUGUUGUAAUCUCCUGUCCAUCUUUAGAUUCAAAAUUCCCACCAGUGUUGCAUAAUGACUUAGCUGAGUAUACACUAGAGCUGGCAUUGUUUCUAUGGCCAUGUAUUGGCUCUUUGCUUAUUUGUGAAAGUCAAGAUAUAGCAGACCUGAGAUGGUUUAAACUUUUGCUAGUCAUUGGCUUCUUAGCCUGCUUUUGUUAGGUUGUUUCAUUACAAAAUGUAAAUUUAUUGUAAUCUUAUUUCUAAUUUAUUAUAUUGUUGUUUUUUAAAUGACUUAUUCAAUUGUAAAACAACAAAUGAAUGUGUGGUUUUGUAUUGCUCUAGCUCACUUUGAGUGUUUGAUGCAAAAUAUGCUGUUUUAACUAGUUUUUUAAAAAUAAUCUACUUGUUAUAUGAAAUAAUGCAUGUCAAAUAAAUCUAUGCCAAGGCACAUCUCUUUCAGUAAACUCGGCAGUGUUAAAUUUUUUUUUUUUUAUCAUAAGCAGAUUGUUAGUUAUCUUACUAACAGUUUGUGAUUUCAAUAAAACGAUCUGUGUUUAUACAUUUAACAUACACAUUAUACUUGUAUAAAAAAACAUUUCUGCAAUCUAAUAACAGCAUAAUUUACCUAGAAACUUUGUUUCAAUUUGUCUCACUUAGCUGUGAAGAUGUUAAUUAUAAAUAUUGUGUGUAAUAUGAUUCCAAGCUUGAAUGACUGUUGACAAGCUCAAUAUAGUCUGUUAUCUGGUGUACAUAUGUAUGUUUAGAUUAAAUGACACAAGUCAAGCUGUGGCCAACUUUUCUCUGUGUCCACUUCCCACCUCUCUAAUCAUAAAACUAUAACUGUUUGUGCUAGUCUUCAAAUGAACAGAUUGCAAUACUUUUUUUUAUAACUACAUCAUUACAGGAGUUUUUUCUUACACUAGUUCAUAUUCUUACACAGUAUUUUUUUUUGUGAAUAUUUCUUUUUACACCUGUAUCAACUUUUUAAAAAUUCCAUUUGUAUUGAUCAGUUCAAUAAAUUUCACUAUGAAAGAAAAUGUACAUACAUUAAAUGUCUUAAUGUGUCUUAAAAAGCAUUGAUUAUUAGUUAAAACUUAAGAUACACCGCAUGAAUGCAUGUGUUGUUGAUUUUACUCAGUUGACUUUUCUUAAAACCUGUCAACAAAAGUAGAAGUUGAUCCUCGAUAGCUUUAUAAACUAGAUAUGAAUUUUGGAAAUUCAAUAAAAUUCAUUUAUUUA
Physella acuta is the source of this 3113-nucleotide messenger RNA. Its product is annotated as CAAX prenyl protease 2-like. Gene Ontology annotation, molecular function: metalloendopeptidase activity. The record is from RefSeq and is a predicted model, not a curated record. NCBI's taxonomy places the organism in Eukaryota, Metazoa, Mollusca, Gastropoda, Physidae. Gene Ontology annotation, biological process: CAAX-box protein processing. Gene Ontology annotation, cellular component: endoplasmic reticulum membrane.